AUGACUUUUGCCAUAAUUGAACAUUUCAAGAAUGACAAAGUGCCGGAGAUGCCAUGGUCAAGCAAGCACGCAGACCUUGGGAUCUUCACCUGGAAUUUCAACAAAUUUUCGGACCCUAAAAUCAUUUCAAUAUCUCAACUCUGCAGCCUGUUUGCCCUCGCUGAUGUCCCCCUCCGUGGCCAAGGCUGUGCAUGGGUCACAAUAUCAUUGGACCAUUUGACACAGGAACCCAAUACAUUAAACCUUGAUUUGGACGAGGAGUGA
Messenger RNA from Heterobasidion irregulare TC 32-1, 264 nucleotides. RefSeq lists its product as uncharacterized. The record is from RefSeq and is a predicted model, not a curated record. The transcript is spliced from 3 exons. NCBI's taxonomy places the organism in Eukaryota, Fungi, Basidiomycota, Agaricomycetes, Russulales, Bondarzewiaceae. Bases 1 to 264 code for a protein of 87 amino acids.